This is a messenger RNA of Carica papaya (papaya), 3250 nucleotides long. The record is from RefSeq and is a predicted model, not a curated record. Lineage: Eukaryota; Viridiplantae; Streptophyta; Magnoliopsida; Brassicales; Caricaceae.
GGUGCAUUCUCUCCAUUUGUGAUGAUUAUUCUAGGGUGUGAAAGAACCGAGUUUGCUUUUUAUAUUCACAUUACCUCAUGCUGAGCUAAGACGAUUUUCUUGCAUGAAAUUGUAAUAUCUCUUGUGGUAUGAUUUCUCUCACAUGAUUUACGAUUUCAUUAGAAUCCAUGGGGCAACCUAGGCGUUUUAUCAUAAAAUAUUUUGAUGACUUUUCCAAGGAGGUUUUAUCAUGAAUUCUGCAAAUAUUAAGUGAUCCAUUCUGCCAUCAAUUUACUAAUAUUAUUGCAUACCAUGGAUUCCCGAAAGAAAGUGGUUAUUGUAAUCAGUUGCAAUCUAAAUCUUGGGGUGCUGUAAGAGACUGUAUGAUACAGCCAGAAAAUAUGAUAUCUCUGAAUCCUGUGCAGAAUUUUCUUAAUUUAAAACUUGCUUGCCUAAAUGAUGAAAGGCUUGCUGUUUGUCUCCUUUUAUAUGCUGCCCAUAGUUUGAAGCAAUAAAAUGUUAAAUAUAGGUUGUUGAUUCCAUGAGAUGAGAGAGUAUAGUCACUAUGUGAUUGGAAUCUGCACUGAUGGAGGCAAUUACUCAUCCAGAGAAGUGUUGUUCCCAAAUUAUGUCUUUAGGAUUCACAUGGCUACUGAAUUGAAUUUGAUGAGCAAGAUGAUUACUUGGAUACUUGUUCAAGUUUGUGCAAUGGUCAUGUCCUUGUGCUUCUAUGAGGCAUUAAUGGGUUAUGGUUUUGUUGGGAAAAUGAUAAAAUCUGUGUGCAAAUGAAGUUGGAUUUAUCAAUUGAUAAGAUUAUUAUACUCUAUGCCUGUCCUGAUUAUUUUUUCGCCCAACCUUUCUUUAGCAUUGUAGUUAUACCAUUUCCUUUGAAUUAUCAUUUUGCUGGUAAAUAGUGACUUUGUGUUCCAAAUAUGGUGGAUUUAUGAGUGCAUCUGAAAUUGUUUCAAAGUUUCAUCUGAUGAUAAAACAUCAAGCCUUCCGUAAAAUUACCGUCAACAAGUGACUGCACUGCUCCUAGCAUGUUCCUCUUUCUGCAUCUGAUGAUUUUCUCAAGAUUUUGAAGUUGAAAGUAACUCUAGAAGCAAAUGAGUUAGUGGUAUAUGAAAUCUUGUAGACAAUAAUUUGAAGAACAGUUGCUAACCAAGUGAUCUUAUUGGUGUAUUGCCACGGCACUUGUUUGUUUCUUCUCAAUAAAUGGAAAAAGUUCCGUCCCUUUGGUGGCAUAUGUUUAUGUCCAGAGGUGGUUGGAUAAGUUUUACUUUUAUCAAGAACAUAACAGAAUGCUUCACUUAACAUUUCAGUUACUGCUGCAGUAACUUGAAGAUCUUGGCUGUAGAAUGUGAAAUAUUGUAUUGUGGGGGCUAUAGAACGGAGACGUCUAACCCACAUAUUGCAAUCAUUUGAGAUGGGUCGAGAUCGGAACCACAAUAAUAUGACAGCUGAACAUUCUAAUAUUCACAUGGGAAGGGCUGUAGCUCCAGAGAGUUCUUCUCUUGUUUAUUCAGUGGAUAAUAUCCCACAAAGAGGACAAUAUUGUUAUUCACAGCGAGAAUUAGACACCAGAGUUGUGGAGCAAUUUUCAUCAGGUUCCAGAGUAGGAGAUCUGUAUUCUUAUGCUUCUCCUCAUCCAGGCCUUUCUUAUAAUUGCUUCCCUAACAUUCCAGCUGGAGGGAGGUUAUACAAUGUCCCAGAUAAUGAUCCUCGCCAUGUUCCUUCCAGUUGCUACAAUAGGCAUACCAUUCAUGAAGUUCAAGAUGAUUCAUUUCAUCACACAGUGAACUCUGAAAGAGGACCAUUUAAGAGGAAAAGUUCCACCUUUUCUGCAGAAGGUGAGAGGGGCAGUGGUAGGAGAUUCUUUGGUGCUGGAAGUUCCUCAAACUCAUAUGGACAUGAGUCAGGAAAACCACCAGUCUAUUACCAAUGUCACCCAACAAGUUCCAGUAGCUUACCUCGCUAUAGGGGUGGCAGCCUUUCAAUUGGUACAGACCAUGCUGCAGCCGCAAGGAACGUGAGAAGCCGGUCUAGAAUUAAUUUAGAAUCCAACUCAAAUAGAAAUUUUUCUAGUUAUUCUUCACAUCAUUAUUGUCCAAUACCUCAUCAGUUGAAUCAUUCUGGGCCUAUGGAUAUUAACUAUCUCAAUUCUGAUGCAACUGCUUAUAAUCAUAACCAUAUUGCUGCUGCUCCUCCAGCUCCUGGAAGGUUUCAAACUACAGUAAAUACUGGGUUAAGACAUGAGAUGAAUCGGCAUUUUGUUGGAGGAAGCAGUGUAGGGACUGAUGGGUUCAAUCAUGAUAGCAUUUCAAGCAGAAAUCACAUUCCAGUUUCUCCUCAUCCAUUUGGUUCCCAUUCCCAGGCCUUGAGGGCCGACCAUAGUCAUUGUUCUUGGAGGCCUAUUCCUUCAUACAUGUCUGAGUCAGGUUCCUCUCACUUCAGACAAGAGGCAGGCCGACCAGAACGUGGUCUGCAGCUUCUUUCAGAAACCUAUGCUUCCAGAUUUUCGAGACCGUUUUCUACAGGAGGUUGGCAUAACGAUCUAAGAGACAUAAGUUCAAGGAUGGACACUGAGAGAUUCCAAUCACAACCAAAUGCAUUGAACCCGCUUGAUAGAAUGAACUCUGAGACACUCAUGAUGGAUGAUCGGUUAUCUUUAUAUGAGUCCAGAAAUUUCUUUGAUCAGUAUAGGGACAUGAGGCUGGAUAUCAACAAUAUGAGCUACGAGGAACUGCUUGCUCUUGGAGAAAGAAUAGGUAAUGUCAGUACAGGAUUGUCUAAAGAUGUGAUUUCAGCAUGCUUGAGGAAAGAAAGAUGCAUUUCAGAUGGAAACCAGGAGGGAGCAACUUGCACAAUCUGCCUUGAAAACUACAAGAAGGAUGAGGAAAUUGGGACACUAAAGAACUGCAGUCACGAGUACCAUGUGGAGUGCGUAGAGAGAUGGUUGUUAACGAAGAAUACCUGUCCCAUUUGUAAAGCUGCUGCUUUUACAGAUUGUUCGGAGGAUUAAUUUGUUUGUCAUUUCCUCUACAACAUCAUGAAAAUUUCUGUAAAUAUCAUUCAGGCAACUGAAUUGUAGACUAGGUUUGGAUUGCAAAGCUUUUGCUGUCUCUGUUUAACUUUCUGGGAACAGAGCAACAUGAGUAUAGAUAUAUGUAUGCCCAGAAAUCAGUUCGUUGAUUUUGGCAUGGGAUCUUGUAUGUAUGCAUGAACCAUUAAUAUUAGAGUUUCAUAUGGCAAGAAUUAUGCAAGCUUCAAA